Messenger RNA from Alnus glutinosa, 2461 nucleotides. Its product is annotated as potassium transporter 1. Gene Ontology annotation, molecular function: potassium ion transmembrane transporter activity. Gene Ontology annotation, cellular component: membrane. Gene Ontology annotation, biological process: potassium ion transmembrane transport. NCBI's taxonomy places the organism in Eukaryota, Viridiplantae, Streptophyta, Magnoliopsida, Fagales, Betulaceae. The record is from RefSeq and is a predicted model, not a curated record. The transcript has 9 exons. Bases 1 to 2280 code for a protein of 759 amino acids.
AUGAACCCCUCUGAAGAGUUUGUAGAACAGGGAAUAUCUCAAGAGAACUUGAAAAGGGUGUCCUAUACAACAGUGCUCACAUUGGCUUAUCAAAGUCUAGGAGUGGUAUAUGGCGACCUCAGUAUCUCCCCUCUCUAUGUUUACAAGACCACCUUCUCUGGGAAGUUGAGCCUCCAUGAGAAUGAUGAAGAGAUUUAUGGGGUGCUUUCCUUUAUCUUCUGGACAAUUACUCUCAUUGCUCUCCUUAAAUACGUAUUCAUAGUGAUGUUGGCUGAUGACAAUGGUGAAGGUGGCACCUUUGCAUUGUACUCCCUUCUCUGCCGCCAUGCAGGGCUAAGCAGUCUGCCCAAUCAACAAGAUGCAGAUGAGAAGUUGUCUGCGUAUGUAAGAGAAGGAUCUGCAGACACAUGGCAGAGUUCUUCUCUGAAGUCAUUCUUCAAGAAGCACCAAAGAUUUCGCAAAGGGCUUUUGAUUUUUGUACUGCUUGGAACCUGUAUGGCUAUUGCUGAUGGGGUACUCACUCCUGCAAUAUCAGUUCUUUCAGCAGUUUCGGGCGUCAAAUUGAAGAUCACAGGACUCCAUGAGAAUUAUGUUGUUAUUAUCUCAUGUAUCAUUCUAGUGGGGCUCUUCUCCCUUCAGCACCAUGGAACACACAGAGUUGCUUUCAUGUUUGCUCCAAUUGCCACGACAUGGCUUCUGUGUCUUACUGGCAUUGGAGCAUACAACAUAUUUCGGUGGAAUUCUCAUAUAUAUCGUGCACUUUCUCCGAUUUAUAUGUUAAAGUUCAUUAGAAGCGCGAGCGUCGAAGGAUGGGUGUCAUUAGGAGGAGUGGUUCUUUCAAUCACAGGUGUGGAGGCGAUGUUUGCUAAUUUGGGCCAUUUCUCUCCACUCUCAAUUAAGAUAGCCUUCACAUUUCUGGUAUAUCCCUCUUUGCUUCUUACAUAUAUGGGUGAGGCUGCAUUCCUCUCUAAGCACCACGAAGAUAUUGAGAGAAGCUUCUACAAAGCCAUACCAGAAGCUGUAUUUUGGCCAGUCUUCAUAGUGGCCACUUUUGCAGCCGUGGUAGGAAGUCAGGCUGUAAUAUCAGCUACCUUCUCCAUUAUAAGCCAGUGCUGUGCAUUGAAUUGCUUUCCCCGUGUUAGAAUCGUCCAUACAUCCAGUAAAAUAUGUGGGCAAAUAUACAUUCCUGAGGUCAAUUGGUUGUUAAUGUGCCUUUCCUUAGCUGUGACAAUCGGACUGAGGGACACAAACAUGAUGGGUCAUGCAUAUGGGCUAGCAGUCACCACUGUUAUGUUUGUGACAACUUGCUUGAUGGCACUGGUGAUGAUAAUAGUAUGGAAGCAGAAGAUAAUUAGUGCCCUUGCAUUUCUUUUGUUGUUUGGCUCAAUGGAACUGCUUUACAUCUCUGCUUGCAUUUUCAAGGUACCUGAGGGGGCAUGGAUUGCACUUGCAAUGUCUUCUGUCUUUAUGGCUGUAAUGUAUGUAUGGAACUAUGGAACAAUGAAGAAACACCAGUUUGAUGUGGAGAACAAGGUUUCAAUGAAUAGGAUAGUUUCUUUAGGGCCAAGCCUAGGCAUGGUCAGGGUCCCUGGAAUUGGACUUGUAUACACUAAUCUGGUAACUGGGGUCCCAGCUGUUUUUGGACACUUUGUGACUAAUUUACCUGCAUUUCAUCAGGUGCUUGUUUUCGUUUGCAUAAAGUCUGUCCAAGUUCCCUAUGUUUGUGAAAAGGAACGACUUCUCAUUAGUAGAGUAGGCCCAACGGAGUGCAGAAUGUUCAGGUGCAUCUUGAGAUAUGGUUACAAGGAUCUGCAACAAGAAAAUUAUAAUUUAGAAAACAGACUGGUGUCUGGACUGGUACAUUUUGUAGAAACUGAGGAAGAAAGUGCAUCAAAAGCAACAGCUGAUUUAUGUGGGGAGUUUGGGAACUCGCAUGUUGAAGUCUUUGAUUCUCCGGCGCGUGCCAUCACAAAUCCAAAUCAUAAAGAGGACAGAGUGAGGCCUUCACGCGAUAUUCAAGUGACGAAAUCUGGAAUCGAGCAUGUGGAAAGUUUUCUUCUUAAGGAUGAGUCUCUGCAAAUUCUAACAGCUAAAGAAUCCGGUGUCACUUAUGUCUUCGGGCAUUCCUAUGCAAAGGCAAAGAAGUCAUCUUCCAUUUUCAAGAAAUUUGCUAUUGAUGUAGUAUAUGCUUUUCUGAGCAAGAACUGUAGAGAUCCUAAUACUCUUUUGAACGUGCCUCCUACAUCUUCCCUGGAAGUUGGUAUGAUUUACAAUGUCUAAAAUCUAAGGGCUAAAGAAAGGGGUUCCCUGCUGGUCAUCAGAUCCUCCCCACAGGUGUUACUUCUCCCUUUCAGUUAGAUUAUUUGUCACUGAUCUUUAGGUUAUCUUUUUGACAAAUGAACACUGUAGAUCGAACUAGCAGCACUUCACUGAAAUUUGUACAUAUACAUUUUGUCUUGAA